Molecule: messenger RNA, 914 nt
Organism: Staurois parvus
Lineage: Eukaryota; Metazoa; Chordata; Amphibia; Anura; Ranidae
Source: the annotation of a GenBank genome assembly
AAUUAUAAAGGGUGCCUCAAGACUGUCCAUAAUUAUAAAGGGUGCCUCGGGACUGUCCAUAAUUAUAAAGGGUGCCUCGGGACCGUCCAUAAUUAUAAAGGGUGCCUCGGGACUGUCCAUAAUUAUAAAGGGUGCCUCAAGACUGUCCAUAAUUAUAAAGGGUGCCUCAAGACUGUCCAUAAUUAUAAAGGGUGCCUCAAGACUGUCCCGUCCAUAAUUAUAAAGGGUGCCUCAAGACUGUCCAUAAUUAUAAAGGGUGCCUCAAGACUGUCCAUAAUUAUAAAGGGUGCCUCAAGACCGUCCAUAAUUAUAAAGGGUGCCUCAAGACUGUCCGUAAUUAUAAAGGGUGCCUCGGGACCGUCCAUAAUUAUAAAGGGUGCCUCAAGACUGUCCAUAAUUAUAAAGGGUGCCUCAAGACUGUCCAUAAUUAUAAAGGGUGCCUCAAGACUGUCCGUAAUUAUAAAGGGUGCCUCGGGACCGUCCAUAAUUAUAAAGGGUGCCUCAAGACCGUCCAUAAUUAUAAAGGGUGCCUCGGGACCAUCCAUCAUUAUAAAGGGUGCCUCGGGACCAUCCAUCAUUAUAAAGGGUGCCUCGGGACUGUCCAUAAUUAUAAAGGGUGCCUCGGGACCAUCCACAAUUAUAAAGGGUGCCUCGGGACCAUCCAUAAUUAUAAAGGGUGCCUCGGGACUGUCCAUAAUUAUAAAGGGGGCCUCGGGACCGUCCAUAAUUAUAAAGGGUGCCUCAAGACUGUCCAUCAUUAUAAAGAGUGCCUCGGGACUGUCCAUAAUAAUAAAAAGGGUGCCUUGGGACUAUCCAUAAUUAUAAAGGGUGCCUCAAAACUGUCCAUAAUUAUAAAGGGUCCCUUGGGACUGUCCAUGAUUAUAAACAGGGGCCUCGGGACUGUCCAUAAUUAU